AUUGGUAGCAUGAUAAUUAUUAACAUGGCCUCUUCACCAACCUUACUAGCUUUUCUUCUUCUUCUUCUUCUUCUCCGCCUUCACCGUUCCUCGCCACUCUCACUCUCCGUCGAAGACGUCAUAGUUUCGUCGCCCGAGGGAACCUUCACCGCAGGGUUCACCUCCGUUGGGGAAAAUGCCUAUUGCUUCGCCAUAUGGUUCUCUUCGCAACCUCCCAAAACCAUCGUUUGGAUGGCCAAUCGCGACCAGCCGGUCAACGGAAAGCGCUCCUCUCUUUCACUUCUUAAGACCGGCGACCUCGUGUUAACCGACGCCGCUCAGUUCAACGUCUGGUCCACCGGCACGCUCUCUCCGAAUCCGCUGGAGCUGCAUUUGUUCGAUACCGCCAACCUCGUGCUCCGGGAUCAGAGCAAUAGAACCUCUGUUCUGUGGCAGAGCUUUGAUUUUCCCACCGAUACGCUCCUUCCUGGCCAGAUUCUCACUAGGUUCACGAAGCUUGUUUCCUCAAGAAGCGAGGGCAACUAUUCCUCUGGUUUUUACAAGCUCUUCUUCGACAAUGACAACGUUUUCCGUCUUCUAUACGAGGGUCCUCAAGUUUCAAGCGUUUACUGGCCAGAUCCUUGGCUGGUUAGCAACAACGUUGGCAGUGGUAACGGUAGAUCCACGUACAAUAGUAGCAGAGUUGCAGUCUUAGAUGAAUAUGGUCAAUUUCGUGCUUCUGAUCAUUUCAGUUUCAAGACAAUUGACUAUGGGUUACUCCUCCAACGAAGAUUGACCCUUGAUCAUGAUGGCAAUGUUCGUGCCUAUAGCAGAAAAAAUGGCCAAGAAAAUUGGUCAAUAUCAGGGCAAUUUAAAUCACAACCUUGUUUCAUUCACGGGAUUUGUGGACCCAACAGUAUAUGCAGUUAUGAACCAGUAAGUGGUAGAAAGUGUGCGUGCCUUGAAGGGUAUAGUUGGAUUGAUAGUCAAGAUUGGACUCUAGGUUGCAAACCAAAUUUCCAACCAACUUGUGACAACAAGACAGAAUAUCGCUUCAUAUCCUAUGAUGAAGUAGAUUUCUAUGGUUAUGAUUAUGGUUCAUCCUUUGAAAAUUUCACCUAUAAACAAUGUGAGAGUUUGUGUUUGGAAUUGUGCGAGUGCAUGGGCUUUCAGUACACUUUUGCUGCAGAAAAUGGUCAUUUUUGGUGUUAUCCCAAGACACAAUUGCUAAAUGGACAUCGUUCACCCGGUUUCACGGGUCAAAUUUUCUUGCGUUUGCCGAAAACAAGUGCUCAAGAAGUAAACCACAUGCAAAACAAUGAUGGCUUGGUUUGUUCUAGAAAUGCUGAGAAGUUACUAGAGAGACCAUACGUGAAAGGCAAGGAAAAUGGGUCGGUGAAAUUCAUGCUUUGGUUUGCAGUUGGGUUGGGAGGGUUUGAGGUGGUGUGCAUCUUUAUGGUGUGGUGUCUCCUGUUUAGGAGUAGCAACCACUUGGUUAGUGCAGACCAACAAGGGUAUGUUCUUGCAGCAGCGACGGGGUUCAGAAGAUACACUUACUCUGAACUUAAACAAGCCACGAAAGGUUUCAGUGAAGAGAUUGGAAGGGGUGCUGGGGGAGUUGUGUACAAGGGUGUGUUAUCAGAUAACCGUGUUGCAGCAAUAAAGAAGCUACAUGAAUUUGCCGAUCAAGGAGAGAGUGAGUUUCUCACUGAAAUGAGUAUCAUUGCAAGGCUUAACCACAUGAACUUAAUUGGCAUGUGGGGGUAUUGUGUAGAAGGGAAACACAGGAUGUUGGUGUAUGAGUACAUGGAAAAUGGCUCUUUGGCUAAUAAUCUCCCUUCAAAUGCACUUGAUUGGAAUAAGAGGUACAACAUUGCUGUGGGAAUGGCAAAGGGUUUGGCCUACUUGCAUGAAGAGUGCUUGGAGUGGAUUUUGCAUUGUGACAUAAAGCCUCAAAACAUACUUCUUGACUCUGAUUACCAACCCAAGGUGGCAGAUUUUGGCUUGUCCAAGCCCUUGAAUAGGAACAACCUCAACAACUCAAGCUUCUCCAGGAUAAGAGGGACAAGGGGUUACAUGGCACCAGAAUGGGUUUUCAACUUGCAAAUCACUUCCAAAGUUGAUGUUUAUAGCUAUGGGAUUGUGGUGUUGGAGAUGAUAAGUGGGAGGAGUCCAAUGACAGGUGUACAAGUCACGGAGUUAGGAGCAGAGUCUCAUAAUGAGAGGUUGGCAACAUGGGUGAGGGAGAAGAGGAAGAAAGCAGCAGAAGGGGCUUGUUGGGUGGAACAAAUUGUUGACCCCACUUUGGGAUCAGAUUAUGACAUGAAGCAGAUGGAGAUAUUGGCAACAGUGGCUUUGGAAUGUGUUGAGGAAGAGAAAGACGUGAGACCUAGCAUGAGUCAAGUCGUUGAGAGGCUCCAAAGUCAUGACUCAUGAACAUGAUUCUUCAUGAUCUCUCAUGGCUAGCUAUGUCGCUUUCUGAUUGUCAUUUUCUGUUCCUCUUGACAUUUUAGGUUUUGAUAUGUAGCGCUUGUUUAUCUUGUUGCGCAUAUAGGUAGGAAAAAGAUGGUUGGAGUUAGGCAUCGAAAGGUAUAAAGAGAGAAGAGAUAAAUAAUGGUAUAAUUUAUAAUGUAACGUGAUGCGAAAAGAAGAAAGAUAAAGAUAAAUUACGAAUGUUAAUGUAGUUUUUAUGUGUGUUUCCUUGAUUAACAAUUUCAGCCUCGUC
Messenger RNA from Cajanus cajan (pigeon pea), 2704 nucleotides. Its product is annotated as putative receptor protein kinase ZmPK1. Gene Ontology annotation, biological process: protein phosphorylation; recognition of pollen. Gene Ontology annotation, molecular function: ATP binding; protein serine/threonine kinase activity. The record is from RefSeq and is a predicted model, not a curated record. NCBI's taxonomy places the organism in Eukaryota, Viridiplantae, Streptophyta, Magnoliopsida, Fabales, Fabaceae.